Molecule: messenger RNA, 426 nt
Organism: Ilex paraguariensis (yerba mate)
Lineage: Eukaryota; Viridiplantae; Streptophyta; Magnoliopsida; Aquifoliales; Aquifoliaceae
Source: the annotation of a GenBank genome assembly
AUGGCUAAUGAUGCAGCAGCUUGUGCUGAGAGGGCCACAAGUGAUAUGCUGAAUGCUCCAGAUUGGGAAAUAAACAUCCAGCUAUGCGAUAUAAUCAACAUGAAUCCUGGGCAAGCAAAGGAUGCCCUGAAGAUACUCAAGAAGCGUCUUGGGAGUAAAAAUCCUAAAAUACAGCUCCUUGCUCUCUUUGUGUUGGAGACUCUUAGCAAAAAUUGUGGGGAGAAUGUGUUUCAGCAGUUUGUCGAGCGGGACAUCCUACAUGAAAUGGUCAAAAUUGUGAAGAAGAAGCCAGAUUUGAAUAUAAGGGAGAAGAUUUUAAUUUUGAUAGAUACAUGGCAAGAAGCCUUGGGAGGACCCAGGGCAAGGUAUCCGCAGUACUAUGCUGCAUAUAAUGAGCUGAAGUUUGCUGAAUUCUGGGCUACCUGA